This is a messenger RNA of Arxiozyma heterogenica, 483 nucleotides long. RefSeq names its product Gim5p (gene GIM5). Lineage: Eukaryota; Fungi; Ascomycota; Saccharomycetes; Saccharomycetales; Saccharomycetaceae. Gene Ontology annotation, biological process: protein folding; RNA polymerase I assembly; RNA polymerase III assembly. Gene Ontology annotation, cellular component: cytoplasm; prefoldin complex. The record is from RefSeq and is a predicted model, not a curated record. The transcript is spliced from 2 exons. Bases 1 to 483 code for a protein of 160 amino acids.
AUGUCUAAUCAAAAAAUUGAUCUAUCAAAAUUAAGUAUUGAACAAUUACAUGUUGUCAAACAACAGUUUGAUCAAGAACUUCAACAUUUCCAACAAUCCUUGCAAGCAUUGAUAGUUGCCAAGAGUAAAUUUGUCGAAUGUAUAAAUGACAUAAAAACGAUAUCGCAAGAUUCAAACGAUGAGCAAGACAUUUUAAUACCUGCAUCCCCAUCCUUAUAUAUUCCAGGUAAGAUAAGUAAUAAAAACAAUAAAAAAUUUAUGGUUGAUGUAGGCACAGGGUAUUAUGUUGAAAAGAGCGAUAUUGAAGCCAUUGAAUUCUAUGAGAAGAAGAUCAAUAAAUUGAAUAAGGAAUCUAUCCAUAUUCAGGACAUUAUUAAAGAGAAGUCUCAAUCAUCUAUGGCAAUUGCUACACAAAUAAGACAAUUGGCUAUGAAGCAAGCUCUUGCUUCCAAAGAAGCUGCUAAUGCUUCUACCACAGCAUAA